CGACCUCGAGUUGGAACUGCUGCCAAGAUGAGGUAAAAGCAGUCAGACGUGCCUUUCUGUCCGAUUCCCUUUGCUCCAUUCCCAUGACAUCCUUCAUUAUUGGCGCACAUAAAAACCGCAGUAUACCAACAGAAUGGAGGGACGAUGCGGAUCGUAAUUGCCCAUUCUGUCGUAUCAUCGCAGGCGAAAUGCCCUCGACGCGUCUGUACGAGGACGACAAGGUCAUAGCUAUUCUGGAUAUCUUGCCUUUGAGACGUGGGCACACUCUUGUUAUACCCAAAGCCCACUAUUCGCGGGUAUCAGAAUUACCCCCAGAAUAUGCCAGCGCAGUGGGGCAGGCUGUAACGAAAGUAGCGAAUGGACUGACGAAAGCAUUGGAUAAUACCGCACUCAAUGUGGUGUGCAAUCAGGAGUAUGCGCAAGCAGUGCCACACGUUCACUACCAUAUCAUUCCUGCCCCAUCAUUUGACUCGAGCGCAGGAGUAGAACCGUCGGAGAAAGCAAAGGAGAAGGAGAUAGCUUUAAGCCGGCGGGAGAUGCACCAGCGAGAAUUUGAGUCGAGGGAGGAGCUCGAUGAGGAUGAAGGGAAGGUCCUGGCUGUGAGGAUACGAGCUAAUCUGUAAUGGUACGGGACAACGUCCAUCUCGCUUAGUAUCUGAAAUAUAUCCUACUCUUAUUAUACCGCUGAUGUCAUCUCCCAGAAUCCUGUUGCUGUCAUGUAGGUAACACUCCUACAGUGAUGACAUAAGUAUGUACCGCCCAUCUUUGACAAUUGAUGUGUACUUCAUGCAUUACACUGGUCACGAUUGCCUUGCCGUAUUGGUUGCAAUAUCAUCCGCAUCUAGACACCUUCGGAUCUCAAAAGCCUUCCAAUUGUGCAGUGCCACAGCGCCCAUAAUACAAAACACUCCUCAUCUAGUCGGUCAUGAGAUCUCGAGAUAUAAACUCGGUCCCGCACAA
This is a messenger RNA of Suillus subalutaceus, 960 nucleotides long. RefSeq names its product HIT-like protein. Gene Ontology annotation, biological process: nucleotide metabolic process. Lineage: Eukaryota; Fungi; Basidiomycota; Agaricomycetes; Boletales; Suillaceae. Gene Ontology annotation, molecular function: catalytic activity. The transcript is spliced from 4 exons. The record is from RefSeq and is a predicted model, not a curated record. Bases 84 to 623 code for a protein of 179 amino acids.